Molecule: messenger RNA, 3436 nt
Organism: Trichobilharzia regenti
Lineage: Eukaryota; Metazoa; Platyhelminthes; Trematoda; Strigeidida; Schistosomatidae
Source: the annotation of a GenBank genome assembly
AAGGUCGAGAUCGUUAACCAUGAGAAACCCUAUAAAAUGGUCGGAAAAUCGACGUAAUGACUGAAUUCGCUGGUGAUGUGAUGUUAGACGAUUGGACUGUGCCUCUUUAGUUAGAAGAUAUAACCUAGUGCAAAACAGUGGUUCCUUGUACGCAGUCAUGCCAUGUGGGUGUUCAGGUCAGUGUGGGCAUUUCAAACGGUCCUCGAAAUUUGGGAUAAUGAACUGAAUAGCUAACAUAAUCAACAACCCAGGUUGAAUAAAGUGCCUUUGGAAUUUAGAUACACUCACAGUGUGGUCAACGACUGGGACCCCUAUCCUGAUUCAUUAGUAACCGCUCAAUCGGUGCUUCCAAUGAAAAAUUGGAUCUUUUCAGAGAUAUAUCGCAAGGAAUAACAUAGGCAACUAUAGCCUUCUAUCUUUAUAAUUGGAAUUAUGCAUUUGAGCAAAUAAGUGAGGCUUCCUCAAUGUUCGGUUCAUAAUACCUGAGUAAGAAAAUGAGUUACGUACGUGCUUCUUUCCCUUGCUAAGUUCUUCGCAGACAUUGUCUUGGCUGGAUGUUUGUCCAGCACUUCUCGGAAUGUACUGUUCUCGUAAUGAAAUGGGAAAUUGUAUGUUAAUUUCACCCCGUCUCACAUGUACUAAAACUGCAGAUAUAGAAACAUUCCUUUCCUAAAUAAGGUAUUUGCUGCGCUUAAGUAUUCGCGCGGGACAAGUUUUAUGGGACUGUCAAAUGUGUGAGUUCAAAAUAAAGUCCGCCUGACUUGCUAAGGUCUCUAAUUAUUGAAAAUAAAACUGCUCUCCUUGUGACUGGCAGUUUUUAAAUUACCUCAAGCUAUAGAAAGUAUGCAAAACCAUACGUAAAGUCAUGAAAUGUGACCACUCUUUUUCAGCAUUUUAAUAGACUAAUAUAAAACCGCCUUUUUUCCACGUUAAAUCAGCGUUCUCCUUCGUCAGCUGUUCAUCUGAAUGACACGUUAGAAGCAUCGUUAAAUAAGUUGACAUGUUCUCCUUUAAAUCCUUACUAAGAGCUAUUAAAAUUCAUGAGAUCUUCUACGGAAAGUGCUUGCUCGCGGACAUCGGAAAUAAUAAGCAAACGUUUUAAGUACCAAAAAAUAAAUUGUCAAAAUCACGAUUCCAUUUGGCUAGGGUGAAGCAGGACUAAACUGAAGUUUGUGUGUUUUGGAGCAGUAUUGUGAAGUGCAAAAGUAUUAUAGUUGUAUAGACAUCCUUAGUUUUGAUUAUGCUCGUAAACAAUUCCAAGAGUAGGUAGAGAGUUGAUAAGGCUUUUCAAUUUACAGCUGAUCAUAUCAGGGUGUAAAUAAGUGAAUAAUCUGCCAUGACAUUCAACACUUUGCAGAAAAUAGGCAUUUAGCUGAAAAUGCCUUACAAUUUAAAGUGAAAUGUAAAAGAAUGAGUAGUAAUAUAACUCUCAACCUAACUCGAUAUACUUGUGUGGCAGUUAACUGAAACAUGUUUCGCCUUCUGUUUCUGCGUUUUUAUGGUAUCAUCACUCUGCGGUUGUGAUUGAAUCCACACGAGACUGUUGUAUUUCACUUGAUGUUUAAAAGUGCAGGGUUAAAAUUGGGAAACGUUUAUAUAUGUAAGGAUGAAUUUGUUCGGGUUGAGCGGUAUUUGGCUGUUAGCGUUGCUAUUCAUCUGGUGUGGACUAUACAACAGUUGAGCUGAAGAUUACUCUCUGAUUACUAAGUCAGACCUUUCCCAGUGGUCAGGCUUUUACAUUUUCCUACUCGCGGAGUCUCAAAUGUCUGUUAACUGCACUAAAGUCAUGCAUAUUUUUCCUUUUCACCACAAAGCCUAACUUUUUAUUGAACGUUUCUUUACUUUUCAGCUGUCAUUACAACCAAUUAACAUUCUGAGCUCAGGCGCAGAUGAGGAGAGAGCAGAAACUGCUCGAAUGUCUUCAUUCAUUGGAGCCAUUGCAAUUGGCGACCUCGUAAAAACCACACUUGGCCCUAAGGGCAUGGACAAAAUUCUCCUGUCAUCCGAUGAUAAUGUCGAAGUUACAAAUGACGGUGCUACCAUACUAAAGUCAAUUGGUGUGGAUAAUCCUGCAGCUAAAAUCCUUGUUGAAAUGAGUAAAGUUCAGGAUGACCAGGUUGGUGAUGGUACAACUUCAGUCACUGUCCUGGCUGCAGAACUACUGCGUGAGGGUGAACAGCUGAUUGCUGCUAAGCUUCAUCCCCAGACUAUUGUUCAGGGUUGGCGGGAGGCUUCAAAGUUGGCUGCAGCAGCUCUUGAUUCAGCUGCAUGCUUAUCAAAUCAGUCAGAUGCUCACUUUCGUGAACGUUUGAUGUGCAUUGCACGUACAACACUAAGCUCCAAGCUUCUGACUCAACACAAAGAACAUUUUGCAAAUUUAGCUGUGGACGCUGUUCUUCGACUGAAAGGGAGUGGAAAUCUAGAUGCAAUACAAAUAAUUCAAAAACUGGGUGGUACUAUGACAGAUUCGUAUUUGGAUGAAGGAUUUCUUCUGGACAAACGUCCCGGUGUUAAUCAACCUAAGCGUAUUGAAAAAGCGAAAAUUCUGAUUGCUAAUACACCUAUGGAUGCAGAUAAAAUCAAAGUAUUCGGUAGCAAGAUCCAAGUAGAUGCUGUUUCAAAGGUUGCUGAGUUGGAGCUAGCUGAAAAACAAAAAAUGAAAGACAAAGUUGAUAAAAUCCUGAAGCACAACUGUUCGGUAUUUAUCAACAGACAAUUAAUAUAUAAUUAUCCGGAGCAAUUGUUUGCUGAUGCUGGCAUUAUGGCUAUUGAACAUGCAGAUUUCGAAGGUGUAGAAAGAUUGGCUCUUGUUACCGGUGGCGAAAUCGUAUCAACGUUUGACUCUCCUGAAACCACGAAGUUAGGACACUGUGAACUGAUAGAAGAGGUAACUAUUGGGGAAGAUAAAUUGCUGCGAUUCAGUGGUGUCGCUUUAGGUGAAGCUUGCACAAUAGUUUUGCGAGGAGCAACAAAAAGUAUUUUGGCUGAAGCAGAGCGUUCUCUACAUGACGCUUUGUGUGUAUUGGCGCUGACUGUUAAAAAUCCUCGAACAGUGUGUGGUGGUGGAGCUAUGGAAAUGUUGAUGGCGGAGGCAGUAGCCCAGGGUGCUGCUAAGACUCCAGGGAAAAUAUCUUUAGCUAUGGAGGCCUUUGCACGAGCUCUGAGGCGUUUACCUACUAUUAUAGCUGAUAAUGGAGGUUACGAUAGUGCUGACUUAAUUUCUCAGUUGCGAGCUGCUCACGCAAAUGGAAAAAAUAGCAUGGGUUUGGAUAUGAACAAUGGAACUAUUGCUGAUAUGAAUAAACUUGGGAUAAUUGAAUCAUACGAUGUCAAACAUCAUUUGUUGACAUCAGCUUCGGAAGCUGCGGAGAUGAUCAUUCGCGUCGAUAAUAUUAUUAAAGCUGCUCCUCGUCGUCGAACCCCGAGACGAUGCUGA